AUGGUUUACUCAUACUCCUUUGAUUCACUUCUUAUCUCGUAUUUGGUUGAGCAACGAUAUAAAGCAGCGCUGUUUCGCAUUCCUGGUAGCACAAUGAUCUUCAUAUGGUACUCAGCGGCAGCCCUAUGCUUGAGCAGCGCCAUUGCCGAUCCUAACCUCACAGGUGACAAUGCUCUACUGGAGAGCAUUACAGCUCACGAGGGAGUCAAAGUUACUACCGCUCCACGUCAUGACGAUUGUCCAGGACGUUCAUCGUUGCGACAUUUAUGUCUCCCGUGCAAGACGAUUGUCCAUUCUUGGCGGUCAACAAUGGAAAGAGUUGUGAUGGUGCGAAAGGUUGGUUUGUGCAAAUAG
This is a messenger RNA of Strongylus vulgaris, 354 nucleotides long. The record is from the annotation of a GenBank genome assembly. NCBI's taxonomy places the organism in Eukaryota, Metazoa, Nematoda, Chromadorea, Rhabditida, Strongylidae.